Diachasmimorpha longicaudata is the source of this 2114-nucleotide messenger RNA. RefSeq names its product UBA-like domain-containing protein 2. The transcript is spliced from 5 exons. Bases 454 to 870 code for a protein of 138 amino acids. NCBI's taxonomy places the organism in Eukaryota, Metazoa, Arthropoda, Insecta, Hymenoptera, Braconidae. The record is from RefSeq and is a predicted model, not a curated record. Gene Ontology annotation, molecular function: protein binding.
UAAAAUUUUCGUGUUCCCGUAGUUGACGUCACACUAAUCUCAUUCCCUCACAGUUUCCACCGAAAAAAACGUUAGUGUUUGCUGUCUUCCGUGUUCCCUACCCCCUGUUGCGGGGAUGCCACAAGGCCGGUGAAUUCGCAAGACCUCAAUCGUCGAGAGCUAGCAGCGUCGUCAGCACCGCAACAAAGAAAAAAUCACAUCGGUGAAUAAACAUUUCGCCAUUGGUCAGGGUGGGAGAGAAAAAAACAGUUGAAGGAACGCUUGCGUCUCGUUCGCAUUCCCCUCUCUCUAGACAAGAAUCUCCAUCUCUCCCUUCAUCAUCGGUUGUGCUUGUGUUUGUGGCCGUGUGUCGUGUCGAGGUGAAGAACUUGGCGACAUUGUUAUCGACCUAUUGCAACCGGAAUUUAUCGUCUGUUUGGAGGAAUAACAACAACACAAGUGGACGAAAAAAAAAUGGACGCCCUGCGAGAGCAGGUGAUGAUCAAUCAAUUCGUCCUGGCGGCGGGUUGUGCCAGGGAACAGGCAAAACAAUUGUUGCAGGCUGCACAUUGGCAAUUCGAGACGGCCCUGAGUAUAUUUUUUCAAGAAGCAGCGAUACCAUCCUGUCCGCAAGGACCUGGCACACACUUUGGUCAGAUCACACCUUGCAACACACCAGCUACACCUCCCAAUUUUCCGGACGCCCUGGUGGCUUUUUCGAAGAUGUCUGCUGGUGAAAAAACCCCAUCGGGUAUGUCACCGAGUCAAAAUGGCCAACAGGCCAUACCAACGAGUAUUCAGCACCACGGUGUGAGGUGUAGUGUCUCGGGUGGCACCCAGCAACAGACACAGAGUCAACAGCAAUUUGGAUUGGGCGAGGCACAGAGAUAAAACGGACUCAGCCGUAUUGGGUGUUUAGCAUUGUCAUAGAAUUCGCUGAUGAAACUAUGACACCUGUUGUGUCAACAAAAAAAAAACAAAUCAUCAAGAUAAUAGCUAAUGGAACGAAUGAAUCACGAACUUUAUUUAUCUCUUCUCCAAGUGAAUCUUGCGAACUUUUGGAGGAACUUUAUGCUCGAGAAGAAAAAAUGACGUUCUGUGGAUUACGAAAUAUUUUGGUUCAGUUCAAUGUUCAUUGAUUUUUUUCCGCCAGUUGUUGCAAAGCUGAACUUACCCUGAUUUCUUUUAUUUUAAAAUUACCAGGUAAUUAUCAACAUCAUGAAGUCAUUCAAUUUUCGGUUGAAUUUGAGUUGAAUUAAGGAUUUUGGAUGAUGAGGAGGAAAUGGAUGUUGCGUGGGUUUUUAACGAGGUCAAACAAUCGAUGAAAGAUUCAGAUUGAGCGUGUGGACAAGUUGAGAGUCUUAACCAAUUUGAAGAGAUGGUGACAAAAGAUAUGUAAAUCAUCUUUCCGAUCUUAUUUUAUUCUUUGCAAUCAGAUGUACCAUAACUUCGUCGUGUUUCUUCGUCAAUUGAAUCUGACGAUAUCAACGGCAGUGAUUGUGAUUUUUUUUUAUUCGUCAUGUAUGAUUUCUACCUUCAAUAUCAAUUACCACGGAUCUCAGCAUUGGACGGUAAUUAAUUGAAUUAAUUGGUUUAUUGAUAGUAGUAUGCCUCCACUGGGAACUAUCAUUAUUUCAAGAUGAUUAUCAGUAAAAUUUUUGUUACCAUUACGAAAUGAAAUUGUAUUGUCAAUGAAAUCAACUAUGAAGAUGUUGAAUAGUACUCCUAGCAAGACAAUGUACAAAUCAUGUAUCUGAUCUACAUUAUCUUUUCUUCUCAUCUCAGUGAAAAUAUUAGUAUUUUUCCUCCACGUAAUAUCCAGUGUAAAUACAAUUAUCGUGUUAUAUUACGGCAUACAUCGCAAUGUAUGCAACAAUUAUGAUUUUCAAUUAUUAUUUUAAUAUUUCGAAUGUACUCGAGGAAUAACCAACUGAUAAAUGCUCUCGGGUUGUCCCUUGGUCUUUGAUUGAAAUGAAAAAUUGAAAGAAAAAUCGUUAGACUACUUAUUCGACUAUAAUUAUGUUUACAAUUAUUAUUGUUUAUUUUACUAUUGAAAGAUAAUAUUCAUGUACAUAAUUAUAAGACAAGAAGAAUAAUGUUGUCUGAAAUAAAUAAUUAAUAAUGGUGCUUUCAUA